AUGAAUUGGAUUGACAACGAUGGGCUGUUUUUAGUAUCCAAUAAUACGAAUUUUGCCUUUGGAUUCAUGACUACACAAGAUGUCACUUUAUUUCUGCUUGCUGUGAUUCACAAGGGUACCUCAACUGUAAUUUGGUCUGCUAAUAGGGAUUCUCCGGUUGAGAAUUCAGACAGCUUUGUGUUUGACGAUUCUGGGAAUGCUUACUUACAAAGUGGGGGAUCGGAAGUUUGGUCCUCAUAUACUGCUAAUAAAGGAGUUUCUGAAAUGGAAUUACUAGACUCGGGAAAUUUGAUUUUACGUGGGAGUGAUGGCAGUUUAACGUGGCAGAGUUUUAGCCAUCCUACGGAUACUCUCUUGACGAACCAGGAGUUCACUGAAGGAAUGAAACUUGUAAACAGUCCCGGUUCCAAUAACCUGAGCUAUUCCCUUGAGAUUAAAUCCGGGGAUUUGAUUCUUUACGCGGGUUUUCAACCCCAACAACCAUACUGGGCAAUGGGAAAAGACAACAGAAGAACGAUCAAUAAGGAUGGUGAUGGCAUCGUUUCUGCAACUCUUACUGCUAAUUCUUGGCGAUUUUUUGACAAAAACAAAGUCUUGCUUUGGCAGUUUAUAUUUUCUCAAGAUACCAGAGCAAAUGCAACUUGGGUGGUGGUUUUAGGGGAUGACGGUUUCAUCACGUUUACUCUUCUUCAAGGAGGUUCAUCUGGUGCCUCAUCAGUAAGAAUUCCGCAAGAUCAGUGUAGCCGGCCUGCAGCCUGUGAUCCGUAUUUUGUUUGUUACACUGGCAACAAGUGCCAGUGUCCACCAUCCCUUCCUUCUUGCAAAUUGGGGACCUUUCCGUCUUGUAACAAUUCAAAGGAUCCUGGGGACCUUGUAAAUGCAGGAGAUGGCCUCAGCUAUUCUGCAAUUGGAUAUGUUCAACCAUUUUCAAAAACAGAUUUAAAUGGUUGCAGAGACUCUUGUCUCAGAAAUUGCUCUUGUGGUGCAAUGUUCUUUGAGAGCAGUUCAGGAAAUUGCUUUUUGUUUGAUCAGAUAGGAAGCUUGCAAGGAUCCAAUGAGGAUGGUGGCUAUGUUUCAUAUAUCAAAGUCUCGGGAACUGGAGGUAGUGAUGGAAACCCAGGAGGCGGUGACAAGAAACGCUUUCCAUUUAUUGUUAUCAUUAUUAUCGUCACCAUAUCUGUUAUAUUUGGUCUUCUUUACACGGGAUUCAUUUUCCACCGGAAGAGCAAGAAAUUGCCCGAGUCUCCUAAAGAGAGUUCAGACGAGGAUAAUUUCUUGGAAGGUUUAUCUGGGAUGCCGAUCCGGUUUAGCUACAAAGAUCUUCAGACUGCGACAAAUGACUUCAGUGUGAAGCUAGGCCAAGGAGGUUUUGGUUCAGUUUAUCAGGUUUCGGAUUUUGGUCUGGCAAAGCUUAUGACUAGAGAGCAGAGCCAUGUUUUCACCACAUUACGGGGCACAAGAGGGUACCUUGCACCCGAGUGGAUCACAAACUAUGCCAUAUCAGAAAAGAGCGAUGUUUAUAGCUACGGGAUGGUGUUGCUUGAGAUAAUUGGGGGUAGAAAAAAUUAUGAUCCUGCUGAGAGUUUGGAGAAAUCCCAUUUUCCGUCCUAUGCUUUUAAGAUGAUGGAAGAAGGGAAAUUGAAAGCCAUAAUUGAUGCAAAGCUGAAAAUAGACGAAGAGGACGAGAGGGUCGGUAUAGCAAUAAAGGUUGCUUUGUGGUGCAUACAGGACGACAUGUACCUCAGGCCAUCGAUGACAAAGGUCGUGCAAAUGCUAGAACGUGUCAGUCCAGUGCCUCCACCACCAACUGCUUCACAACUUGGCUCCCGGCUUGACUCAAGUUUCUUCAAAUCAAUCGGUGAGGAGGGCACUUCGUCUGGAGGUCCAUCAGAUUGUAACAGCAAUGCCUAUCUUUCCGCAGUUCGCCUUUCAGGGCCGAGAUAG
This is a messenger RNA of Fraxinus pennsylvanica, 1944 nucleotides long. The record is from the annotation of a GenBank genome assembly. Lineage: Eukaryota; Viridiplantae; Streptophyta; Magnoliopsida; Lamiales; Oleaceae.